Messenger RNA from Aspergillus steynii IBT 23096, 793 nucleotides. RefSeq names its product putative 2-deoxy-D-gluconate 3-dehydrogenase. The record is from RefSeq and is a predicted model, not a curated record. The transcript has 2 exons. Bases 20 to 793 code for a protein of 257 amino acids. Lineage: Eukaryota; Fungi; Ascomycota; Eurotiomycetes; Eurotiales; Aspergillaceae. Gene Ontology annotation, molecular function: oxidoreductase activity, acting on the CH-OH group of donors, NAD or NADP as acceptor.
AGUCAAGCACUAAAUCACAAUGGAUCUUUUCUCCCUCUCAGGCAGAACUGCACUCGUUACCGGUGCCACACGCGGCAUAGGCCAGCAAAUGGCUAUCGCCAUGACCGAAGCUGGCGCCGACAUUGUCCUUGUCCAGCGAGACACCAGCAACCAGGACACCAAGCAACAAAUCGAAGGUCUCGGACGCACCGCAACCAUCUACACGGCAGACCUCUCGUCCCGACCUUCCAUCUCAGCCCUCGUAGCCUCCGUCCUCAAAGAUGGCCAUGACAUCUCCAUCCUGCUCAACUGCGCUGGCAUCCAACGACGACACCCGAGUCAUCUGUUCCCGGACUCGGACUGGGAUGAGGUCCUGCAAGUCAACCUAUCGACCGUCUUUACGCUCUGUCGGGACGUCGGUGCCUACAUGCUGACUCGCACCCCGGACGUCUCUGGCCACCGCGGUAAUAUCAUCAACAUAGGCUCUCUGGUCUCCUUCCAGGGUGGGUUGACGGUCCCCGCCUAUGCGGCUGCCAAAGGGGGUGUCGCGCAGUUGACCAAGGCGCUGUCCAACGAGUGGGCAGCCAAGGGAGUCAAUGUGAACGCCAUCGCGCCGGGAUAUGUAGCCACAGACAUGACAUCAGCCUUGAUGCAGGAUCCGGAACGGUCAGCGGGGAUUCUAGGGCGGAUUCCGGCGGGCAGAUGGGGGAGCCCGGAGGACUUUAAGGGGGUGACGGUGUUUCUGGCGAGUCGGGCCAGUGGGUACGUGACGGGGGAGGUGUUGACGGUGGACGGAGGGUGGAUGGGGAGGUGA